This is a messenger RNA of Acytostelium subglobosum LB1, 3651 nucleotides long. RefSeq lists its product as hypothetical. Gene Ontology annotation, molecular function: microfilament motor activity; actin filament binding; ATP binding. Gene Ontology annotation, biological process: vesicle transport along actin filament; actin filament organization. The coding region runs from base 1 to 3651 and encodes 1216 amino acids. The transcript is spliced from 3 exons. The record is from RefSeq and is a predicted model, not a curated record. Gene Ontology annotation, cellular component: microvillus; plasma membrane; cytoplasm. NCBI's taxonomy places the organism in Eukaryota, Evosea, Eumycetozoa, Acytosteliales, Acytosteliaceae.
AUGGCCAACAAGAAACCAGAUUGGAAUAACGCCAUGAAGAAUGAGGGUCUGGACGACAUGACAUUGUUGUCAAAGGUGACCAAUGACCAGAUCCUCGAGAAUUUGAAGAAGCGUUUCGAGAAGGACAUCAUCUACACGAGUAUCGGUGAUGUGUUGAUCUCGGUCAAUCCAUUCAAGCCAAUACCCAUCUACACCGACGAGAUCCUGCACGAGUACGAGGGCAAGUCGCGUAUCGAGCUGCCACCACACGUCUAUGGUGUGGCCGAGCAGACCUACCGCUCGAUGAUCAACGAGAAGGAGAACCAGUGUGUCAUCAUCUCGGGUGAGUCGGGCGCCGGCAAGACCGAGGCCGCCAAGAAGAUCAUGCAGUACAUCGCCGCCGUCAGUGGCGAGGCGGGCAGUACGGGCAACAAGAAGGUCGAGCACGUCAAGUCGAUCAUCCUCGAGACCAACCCACUGCUCGAGGCGUUUGGUAACGCCAAGACACUGCGCAACAACAACUCGUCGCGUUUCGGCAAGUACUUUGAGAUCCAGUUCAACGCCAAGAACGAGCCAGAGGGCGGCAAGAUCACCAACUACUUGCUGGAGAAGUCGCGUGUCGUCUUCCAGCUGAACGGCGAGCGUAACUUCCACAUCUUCUACCAGUUCUGCCGCGGCGCCACCGCCAAGGAGCAGGAGGAGUUUGGCAUCUACGGCCCAGAGAACUUUGCCUACCUCACCAAGGGCAACACGCUUGACAUUGACGGCGUGGACGACGUCGAGGAGUUUGAGGCCACACGCCACGCCAUGAACGUCAUUGGCAUCAACGCACAGGAGCAGUACAACAUAUUCAAGCUGAUCUCUGGUAUCCUGUGGCUUGGCAACGUGGACUUUACCGAGCAGGCGGGAGACAAGUGUGUCGUGUCUGACCAGUCUGUGCUGGACUUUUGCGCGCAGCUGCUGAGCGUUCCCGCCAACCUGCUCAAGACGGCGCUCGAGUUCCGCCAGCUUGAGACCAAGCGCGGCAACCAGCGCGGCACCCAAUACAAUGUGCCACUGAACAAGGCGCAGGCCAUCUCGGGCCGUGACGCGCUGGCCAAGGCCAUCUACGACCGUCUGUUCAACUGGCUGGUGGACCGCAUCAACAAGGCCAUGGAGAACCCGACCACCGGCCUCAUGAUUGGUGUGCUGGACAUCUAUGGAUUCGAAGUGUUUGAUCGCAAUGGAUUCGAGCAGUUCUGCAUCAACUACGUCAACGAGAAGCUGCAGCAGAUCUUCAUCGAGUUCACGCUCAAGAUGGAGCAGGAGGAGUACGUGCGCGAGGGCAUCAAGUGGGAGCCCAUCCAGUUCUUUGACAACAAGAUUGUGUGCGAGCUGAUCGAGGGCAAGAACCCGCCCGGCAUCUUCUUGAUCCUAGACGACGUGUGCCGCGCGGUCCACUCGCAGACCGACGGCGCUGACAAGUCGUUGCUGCAACGUAUUGCCGUGUGCAAGUCCAACGCUCACUUUGACACGCGUGGCAAUGCCUUUUGCGUGAAGCAUUACGCCGGAGACGUCACUUACGAGGGCGCCGGCAUGAUCGAGAAGAACAAGGACACGCUGCUCAAGGACCAUCUGGAGCUGCUGCAGAUCUCCACCAACAACUUCCUCGUCGCGCUCUUCCCCGACGUCAUCGACCCCGACUCAAAGAAGCUGCCCACCACAGCCGGCUUCAAGAUCAAGUCGCAGGCCAACGAUCUCGUCGCCACACUCAUGAAGGCCACGCCACAUUACAUCCGUUGUCUCAAGUCCAACGAUGUGAAGCGCGCCGACGUCUUUGACGGUCCACGUGUGCUCCAUCAGAUCAAGUACCUGGGUCUUCUCGACAACAUCAAGGUGCGUCGUGCCGGUUUUGCCUACCGUACCUUCUUCCAGAAGUUCCUCGAGCGCUACUACCUGCUCUCGGACAAGACCUGUUACGCCGCCAACAACAUCUGGAAGGGCGACGCGCUCGGCGGCUGCCGCGCCAUCCUCCAAUCACAAAACGUCGACAACAGCCAGUUCCAGAUUGGAAAGAGCAAGGUGUUCAUUCGCCACCCCGAGAUGUUGUUUGCCCUCGAGGAGACACGCGAGCGCUACUGGCACGACAUGGCGUCGCGUAUCAAGAACGCCUACCGCAACUACAAGGCCUUCCAGUUUGAGUGCUCCAACCGCAUCAAGAACGCCUUCAAGAACUACAAGAUGUACCGCCACCGCUGCGCCCAGACCAUCCAGGGCUACUACCGCGCUCUCAAGCAGGCCUCACCCUUCUUUGACUUGCGCCAGCAGACCGAGCAGCUCAUCACUGGCCGUAAGGAGCGUCAGCGUUUCUCGAUGAUCAGUGUGCGCAAGUACUAUGGAGACUACCUGGACGUGCGCUCGCAGAACUACCUGCUGGACGCCAUGGCAGAGGGUCGCAAUGAAGAGGUGAUCCUGUCGGCCAAGUGCCAGAUCAUCAUGCAUCCACUGCUCUCGGCCAACAAGAUGAGCCCGCGCUUCCUCAUCGUCACACGUCAGGCCAUCUACCUGAUAAAGCUCAAGCAGAAGAAGAACCUUGCACAGUAUCUGCUCGACCGCCGUCUGCCCUUGCAGGAGGUGGCUUCAUUCGCAAUGUCGACACUUGGCGACAACUACAUCUUUGUGCGCGCGCCCAACGAGGGCGACAUUGCGCUGGUCUGCGACUUCAAGACCGAGCUGAUGGCACAGAUCAACAAGCAGAAGGGCACACAGCUACCCGUCGUCUUCCAGCAGGACGUAGAGUAUCACAAGAAGAAGAACAGCAACAACACUUGCAAGUUUGUCAAGGACGAGAUGCACAAGGAGGCAUUCUACAAGAAGAACACUGUGCACAUCGCUUCUGGCAUGCCCGCCUCGUCAACCAUCAACAAGCCACGCAAGAACCCAAGCAAGACAUUCGUGUCGUCGUCAUCUGGAUCGAGCGCAGCACCAAAGCGCGUAGCUACUCCAACAGCUGGAGGUCCCAAGCCAGCUGCCGGUGGCGCUGGACGUGGAAUGGGUAUGCCCAUGCCCGCGCCAGGCGGUGCCAAGAAGAUGGCACCAAUGCCCAGCCCAGCCGGUAACAAACCACCUGCUGGAGGAAUGUCCAAGCCAUCUCCAAUGGCCGGUGGACCCAAGCCAGCAGCUCCAGCUGGAGGACGUGGUAUGCCUUUGCCAUCGCCAGGUGCUCCAAAGCAGGCCGCACCAUCAGCCCCAGCUCCAGGCGCAGUCAAGCCCGCAGGAGGUAGAGGUACACCUAUGCCAUCGCCUGCUGGCGGAAGAGGUACACCUCUCCCAUCACCUGGCGCACCCAAACAGGCUGCCGCACCAUCUCCAGCACCAGGCAUGGCCAAGCCUGCCGGUGGUCGCGGUAUGCCACUUCCAGCUCCAGGUGGUGCCCCAUCCAAGCCUGCCGGACGCGGCAUGCCACUUCCAACACCAGGCGCUCCCAAGCCAGCUGCUCCCAAACCUGCAGCACCAGUAGCACCUAAAUAUAUUGCUUUGUACGAUUAUGAUGCUCAACAAUCAGACGAGCUCACAUUCAAGGAGAAUGACAUCAUCACACUGAUCAAGAAGGUUGACAAUGAUUGGUGGCAGGGAGAGACCAAUGGAAACUCUGGAAUGUUCCCAUCAAACUACGUUGAGCUUCAAAAAUAA